AUGGAAGAUCUAAAGGAGAUCCUUGCCAUUCGUGCACAAGAAGAGGAGAUUGACCUCAGCCCAGAUGCGCUCGCUCUUUUAACUAAGAUUGGACAGGAAUCCGGCCUACGCUACGCCAGCAACAUCAUCGCGACUUCAACCCUCCUCAGCCAAAAGCGGAAAUCCAAAGAAGUCGGAAUUGAAGAUAUCAAGCGCAGCUAUAGCCUUUUCUAUGAUCCUGCACGAAGCGUCAAAUUUGUCAACGAGUUUGAAAAACGGUUUAUCAGUGAUGCCGGGAAUGUCAGCUUUACUACGGCUGCAGUCAAUGGCGGCGAUCCUAUGGAAGUCUCUUAA
Arthroderma uncinatum is the source of this 333-nucleotide messenger RNA. Its product is annotated as transcriptional regulator. The transcript has a single exon. Gene Ontology annotation, molecular function: DNA helicase activity. Gene Ontology annotation, biological process: box C/D snoRNP assembly; regulation of transcription by RNA polymerase II; chromatin remodeling. Lineage: Eukaryota; Fungi; Ascomycota; Eurotiomycetes; Onygenales; Arthrodermataceae. The record is from RefSeq and is a predicted model, not a curated record. Gene Ontology annotation, cellular component: NuA4 histone acetyltransferase complex; R2TP complex; Ino80 complex. The coding region runs from base 1 to 333 and encodes 110 amino acids.